Molecule: messenger RNA, 1349 nt
Organism: Penaeus indicus
Lineage: Eukaryota; Metazoa; Arthropoda; Malacostraca; Decapoda; Penaeidae
Product: trypsin-1-like
Exons: 6
Coding region: 247-1119 (290 amino acids)
Biological process (GO): proteolysis
Molecular function (GO): serine-type endopeptidase activity
Source: RefSeq, a predicted model, not a curated record
UUGCGGUACACAGCUCUGCUCUCUCCCUCACUCUCUCUCGGGAUAAAAGAUCAUAGCUUGUUCGACUUUUAUCAUCAUCGUGUUUUUUUAAGAGAGAUAGUUGUCUCUUCAACAUAUAAAGUCAGAACACCGGUUAUCCCCGUCUGAAGUUUGUUUUCUCAAACUAUACGAGACGAUCAAGAGAUUGUUUUAAAAGUAUUAACAAACGCUUUUCAACUACCGGUUCGUUAACUACCAACUACCAAGAUGCGUGUGUUUGCCCUCGCUAUGGUCUUCGUUGGUGUGGUGUCGCCAGUCAUCGCUUCGAUUAAUAUGGCGGACGUCAGCUGUGGACGGCCUCAGACACGCGUCGGGAGGAUUAAACACGGCGACGAUGCCUAUCCAGGAGAAUUCCCUUGGUUGGUGUCCAUCCGCGUGGCUGGUCCAGGAAGCGCGCACUUCUGUGGAGGGUCGCUCAUUCACAAGCGUUAUGUGCUCACCGCGGCGCACUGCGUUAAUAAAAACUUACCAAGAUAUUUAGUGGUGGUAGCAGGUGAGCAUGACCUCAGCUCCAAAAGUCAGCAGUCAGAACAGGUCCUCGGCGUCAGUGACAUCAUCUAUCAUGCUAAUUAUUCAAGGCUCUACAUCAACGACAUCGCCCUCCUGAAACUAAGCGAAGAUGCUGUAUGGUCCCGCUUUGUCCGACCCGUGUGCCUCCCAGACAAGCAAGUGGACGGACCCAAUGACCCUCUGGAUGGAAAGCCCGUGACGGUGGCCGGCUGGGGAAACACUGAUGAAAGAAAGAAUAACGGCAAAUUCUCAGACAUUCUCCAGAAGGUGACAGUGGAAGUGCAGCCCCGUGCCAGGUGUGAGGAUUGGUACCAAAAGGAAACCAAUAGCUCCGUGACACUCUAUGACACUCACCUGUGCGCCGGGCUGGAAGAGGGUGGCAAGGACUCGUGCCAGGGAGAUAGUGGCGGCCCCCUGCUCAUCACCGACACUCAGGGGCGUCUGGUCAACGUGGGCUUGGUGUCCAACGGCAUUGGCUGCGGGCGUCCGAAGGUGCCUGGCCUCUACACUCGCGUCUCCCGCUACAUCGACUGGAUCUCGGAGAAGAUUAAGGCCUAUGGAGUCGCCUAAAAAAAUCUUCUUCGUCCUCGUCUUCGUCUUCGUCUUCGCCUUCGUCCUCUUCCAUUUCUUCGUCGUCAUCUUCGUCUUCUUCGUAAUCGCCGUCGUCCUGUUCCUUUUUUUUUGUCGUCCUCUUCGUCAUCGUCUUUUGCCUUAUGCGCACAUUUUAAUGGGCAUAACAAUAUAUACAUAUAUAUUGAUAUACAGAUAUAUGUGUACACAUAUCAGUAAUUUAAUUCGUA